Molecule: messenger RNA, 4326 nt
Organism: Rhineura floridana
Lineage: Eukaryota; Metazoa; Chordata; Lepidosauria; Squamata; Rhineuridae
Gene: TBCEL
Product: tubulin folding cofactor E like
Exons: 9
Coding region: 514-1788 (424 amino acids)
Biological process (GO): protein folding
Molecular function (GO): alpha-tubulin binding
Source: RefSeq, a predicted model, not a curated record
GGGACGCGGCUCCUCUAUUGAGCGCCUCGCUGGCGCUGAGGCAUUAGCAGGAGCAUCACAAAGCCGUUAUGAGGCGCCCGAGGAGGGCCACGUCGGCGCCCGCCUUCCCCGCAAGGGCCGGUCUUCACAGCUUCUCGGGAGUUUACGUAGCCGCCAAGGGGACGUCGUUGGCGGCACCCACUGAGGGCUGUGGCGGUUGCUGAGGGCGUCCGGGAGAAAGGCGGGAAGCGGCGCGGUCGCGCGAGGCGGAGCACCCAAAAUACGCUCUGCCGUGCGUAUCCUGCACGCGGUGCCUGCCGGGACAUGAGCAACCGCCGGUGCGUCCCGAGCCCAGGAGAACCAGGAGAAGGCGGCCUUCAGCCGGAGCGCCCCUUGUCUCCAUGUGAAUUACAUGGACGUGUGACGUUUCUCCUCUGAAAAGAUGGAGUGGGUUCUCCUGAGCACAUUUUGCUGAGAUUUGCACCUGUUAAUCUAGGAAGAGCUGAUGCUGAGAUCAAAUUUCAGGAAGGGACCAUGGAUCAGCCCAGUGGGAGAAGUUUCAUGCAAGUUCUUUGUGAGAAAUAUAGCCCCGAAAAUUUCCCAUACCGUCGUGGUCCCGGAAUGGGCGUGCAUGUCCCAGCUACACCUCAAGGCUCACCUAUGAAAGAUCGUCUCAACCUUCCAAGUGUGCUGGUGUUGAACAGCUGCGGAAUAACCUGUGCAGGGGACGAGAAUGAGAUUGCUGCCUUCUGUGCUCACGUGUCUGAACUGGAUCUGUCUGACAAUAAACUUGAAGACUGGCACGAGGUCAGUAAAAUUGUGUCAAAUGUCCCCCACUUGGAGUUUCUAAACCUGAGUUCCAAUCCUCUGAAUUUAUCAGUUUUAGAGAGGCCGUGUGCUGGGUCUUUUGCCGGUGUUCGAAAACUUGUGCUCAACAACAGCAAAGCUUCGUGGGAAACAGUCCAUACAAUACUGCAAGAAUUGCCAGACUUGGAGGAACUCUUCCUGUGCCUUAAUGACUAUAAAACAGUGUCUUGUUCUCCGGUUUGUUGUCACUCUCUCAAGUUACUCCACAUAACUGACAAUAAUCUCAAAGACUGGACUGAAAUCCGAAAGUUGGGGAUAAUGUUUCCAUCACUAGACACCCUGGUUCUGGCCAAUAACUACCUGACAACUAUAGAGGACUCGGAAGAUUCUCUGGCGAGGCUGUUCCCAAACUUACGGUCCAUCAGCCUGCACAAGUCAGGUCUGCAUUGCUGGGAAGACAUUGACAAACUCAAUUCUUUCCCCAAGCUUGAGGAAGUGAGGUUAUUGGGCAUUCCUCUCCUUCAGCCAUACACCAAUGAGGAGCGCAGGAAGCUGGUCAUAGCCAGGUUACCAUCUAUCACUAAGCUGAAUGGGAGUGUCAUUUUGGAAGGAGAGCGAGAGGACUCUGAGAGGUUUUUUAUUCGUUACUACAUAGACUUUCCACAAGAGGAAGCCCCAUUCAGGUAUCAUGAGCUAGUGACAAAAUACGGUAAGUUGGAAAAGCUGGCAGUGGUGGAUCUGCGGCCCCAGAGCAGCGCGAAAGUUGAAGUUCACUUUAAAGACCAGGUGGAAGAAAUGACCAUCCGCCUGGAUCAGACGGUAGCGGAACUAAAGAAACAAUUGAAAACGUUAGUCCAGCUGCCAAUCAGCAGCAUGCUCGUGACCUACUUCGAUCACGAAGCUCCCUUCGGUCCCGAGGAGAUGAAGUACAACUCGCGGGCUCUACACUCUUACGGCAUUCGGGAUGGAGACAAAAUCUAUGUGGACUCCAAAGCCAAAUAGCCUCCCCAGCUUCAGGGAGUUCACGUCCACGUGUUCCACCCACCCGUGCACACAACCAAGGACUUUCUGCAGGGUGGAGGCUCAGUUUGGUUAAUCCUUUGAGGUUUGGUUUGGUUUUAUAUACGUACCGGGUAACUUCUCUACCAGGCCCACAUCUGUAAGAGGUGCACUGGGACCCUGUGCAGAUUGCAGUGGUGGUGAAUUUAAGAGGAGGUAGCUGACUUGGCGAGUAUGUGCAGUUUUUUCUUUGGUUUCUCCCAACUGCUCCAGUAUUCUUGUGAAUUUGGCAUGAAAGGCUUUCUCCAAAGCUUAAGAGGGUUAUUGCAGUCACUCAGUCAGGGAGUUCAGGCUUUCAAAACCAUGCAUAUGGGGUACAUGUUAAAAAGGUUUUCUGUGGAUCUUGUUCAUUCGGUAGUCAGACUCCGGUUACAAACGGCUGCAUUGCUGUCCCUUCACCUGGGUGGCCUAUCAUCUCUUUGUUACCCUGAUAGUUGGGUUGGAAAGAAAAUGUUCUAUAAGCAGUGUUUUUACCAGACUUUAGUCUGCUGGAUAUCCAGUACCCAGGAAGUUGAAGGAGAUAAAAAAUCUGAUAGGGAGACACACACACACACAUUCUCGCUCUGCGUAGCUUUCAGACCAUUCUGCUAAAUCGUGAUUGCUUGGAUAGCCUUUUUGGCUUGCUAGCUCUCGAGGGUAGCACAGGGGCCAAACUCGAUGCAGAGAGCGCUAGGCGCUGGAAUGGACAGCGUUUUGUAUUGUGGGCCAGUUCAUGUUGGCAGCUCAGUAGUAUGUGCGAUUUACUCUCUUGGUUGCAGAAAGCUCUUACAAAUAUUGCCAUCCUGGCUGUUUGAUGAAGGAACCUAAAACCCAGGUAUUGUUGUUUUUCAUUAGCAUUACUUUAUCCUACCCUUCCUCCAAGGAGCUGAGGGCAGUGUACAUGCUUCUCUCCACCCCACCCCCUUUUUAAAAUAAUGAUAACCCUAUGGGGUAGGAUAGGCACUGAGAGAGUGACUGGCUCAAGAUCACUCUGAGCUUCAUGGCUGACUGGAGAGUUGAACCUCAGUCUUGCCAAUCUCAGUCCGGCUAACUAUGACACCACAGUGAAAACCACAGCCCAGGCCUUUUCUCAUUGUCUCAUCAUACAUAGCACUUUUUAAAGCCAAUAUAUUGAUGUCACAGAACGACUGGUCCUCUGAGUUCACGGGUCCUAACUCUGCAUGAGUCACUGCUCUUGACUUGCACAGAACCACCAAGGGCGAUGGGCUUCUCUUACACACUUCAGAAGCAAACCUCCCACUUUAAUGGUGAACGGAGUGUGUUUCUCUUACCAGGAGCUUAGGAAACUGCCGUCAAGAGUAUAAAAUGCAGCCCACUGUUCUUGGAGACUUUCACCGUUUCAAGUAGCUGAAUCCCGUAUUUAUGAUUCUCCUCGAAAAUAUGUUUUCUUUUUUUAAAAAAGGAUGCUUGCUUUGUGAAUCAAGCAGGGCUUUUUCUCAGCAGUGCCCUUCUAUGCUCACCUGUCAGUUUGAUGAGUGGAAAACCACAGAAUCACUUAGUUUUACACAUGUACACAUUUAAAGGAGAAGAGGAAGGUUUUUUUUCACUUGUAGCAUUGGCGCUAGGCUCUUGUUACCUAUAAACUUUCGACCUUGGCUACUUAGCCUUUCUGCCCUGACAUGCAGCGUUUCUUUUCAUGAAGCGUCUGUUCUCUCACACGGGUGUCAUUCAUAUAUAUAUAUAUAUAAAAUCUCCAAGAGUUUGUGGAUUUUCUUCUCACAAAUGUCUGCUGUAUGGUAAACUAAAACUAAUCUUACUUAUUUUUUUAUGCUAGAAGAGGUAGUCCGACCUGUAUGCUAAGCAUAGAAACAGGGCAGAAUAAAAUUAGAGGACCCCCCCCCCGCAUCAAGCUGCUGCUUCUCCUAUGAUCCCAUCAAGAUGAGCAAUAUAGAGCGAACUAAGGCUUGCAUGUGGAACAUGGUAGUCCAUUCUCUUUUUAUUUCGCUGACUCCAGUAAGAAAUGAUAUAUGUAUAAUGUGGAGUCAUUCCCGGAUAAUGUGUUGAAAUGACUCUGGGUUUUAUAAGCUGAGGCAGAGCAAAGGUUUCUUUUCCUGUGCUUUUGGGUAGCAAAGCUACAAGCCAACGCUUUGCGCAUGUGUGUGUAUGUAUGUAUAUGUAUAUUUACACAUAAUGGGAAAUGGUAAUGUUAAUAAGAUAUUUUAUUAUAAAGCAAAGUUUUAUUGAAAGAUGAGGUUGUGUAAUAAUACUAGACAAUUAUUUUAUCUGUGGAGCUACUAUAUAAAGUAUGCUAGCCCUGCAAGCCAGGUCAUCUGGAGACCAAAUCAAGUGUAAAUGAAAUGGCCAGUCGGGUUGUAAGGAACAGUAUUCCCCAUCUUUCCUCCUCCCCUUCUCCCAGCCCAGUAUUUAUACAAUAGUAACAGGCAUUUAAUGGAAUAUUUGUAACUGCUAGACGGCUGUGUUGACUGCGCAGGUGUUGGCAUCUUAGAAGGAAACAUUCCACCUAUUAAAAGACUGAAGGGA